Molecule: messenger RNA, 1816 nt
Organism: Monopterus albus (swamp eel)
Lineage: Eukaryota; Metazoa; Chordata; Actinopteri; Synbranchiformes; Synbranchidae
Gene: foxj1b
Product: forkhead box J1b
Exons: 3
Biological process (GO): regulation of transcription by RNA polymerase II
Cellular component (GO): nucleus
Molecular function (GO): DNA-binding transcription factor activity, RNA polymerase II-specific; RNA polymerase II cis-regulatory region sequence-specific DNA binding
Source: RefSeq, a predicted model, not a curated record
AUAGCCAGCCAAUCAGGAAGCCUCCCCAGGCCUUUAAAGGGAUGGUGGGCAGUCUCUCGGGCUUUAUGAGCGACUUAUUUUACAACCUCCACACAUUCUCAAGUCUAGACCUCCCACAGACACUCAAACCAAGCAGAGCAUUUGGAUGACUAACUGCCCGGUUCGCAUGAGUGAACAUGGAUCUGGCCUGAGAGGCGUAUUUCUUCUCUUUCCUCCUUAUGAGUUGCUGCUAGGAGGCUCCUCGCCCUCCCCCCGCCGCACUUGUUGCGCAGAGACUGCAUGCACCGCUGAGUCCUUGGAGAGGAGAGGCAGGGACGAACUGCAACAGGUGCACAUUGAGCAUCUCCUUCAAAAAAAGCUGCACAGUAGCCCUCAUCGUGCUCGCCAAACCAGGAUGCCGGUUCUGACAAGCCCUGACAUCGCAAACAAGUUUAAGGAGAAAUGGCUGGCGGUUCACCCGGAGGAUCAGGUCCCCGCGUCCGACUCUCUCCCCCUUGACGACAGUCUCACCAGCCUCCAUUGGCUCCAGAAUUUCUCCAUCCUUAGUGCGGACCCGGAACGACCCAACGGCGCUGGACCGGGCUGCCCUACUUCUCAGCAGCACCUCCUUCUCAAGCGGCUCGGAUUCCCCAGGGGAGGUACAGACUCUCCGUCCAGCCCACCGGCCGGGGAUACCGCCGCCACCGGCAUGCCUCUGUACCUCGGGAGCCCAGUUACCUCCGGCAGUGACACCACCAUGGCACCGCGGUUCGCCAGUUGUGCAAAUCCCACAUCCGGCUACCCACAGAUCCCAAUUCAGGCCAGUCCGCCGGUGGAGGUCGACUAUAAAACCAACCCUAAAGUAAAGCCGCCCUACUCCUACGCUUCUCUCAUCUGCAUGGCCAUGCAGGCCAGCAAGCAGCCCAAAGUGACUCUGUCCACCAUCUAUAACUGGAUAACAGAGAAUUUCUGCUACUACAGACACGCGGAGCCCAGCUGGCAGAACUCUAUUCGUCACAACCUGUCCCUCAACAAGUGUUUCAAGAAGGUCCCCAGACAGAAAGAUGAGCCAGGGAAGGGAGGCUUCUGGCAGAUUGAUCCUCAGUAUGCUGACAUGUUUGUUAAUGGCAUCUUCAAGCGCAGGAGGAUGUCUGCCAACCACUACAACAGCAGCAGCAGCAGCAGCAGCGGUGGCACUCACAGACAGAACAAACUACUUCAGGGUUACCAUAGCGCUCAAAAUGGCUGCCCUUACCAAGGGGUGGGUAGCAAACGGAAGCACCUGCCUUCUAAAAACAACAAUAAGGUGAUGAGGGGGGCUGAGUCCCCUCUUUUAGCAACAGAAGCCCACAAAGCAGACAUCCUAAAGGGGGACUUUGACCUGGCCUCUGUGUUCGAUGAUGUUCUCAGUGGGAACUGUAGCACCUUUGAGGAUUUGGACAUCAACACAGCGCUGAGCUCCCUUGGCUGUGAGAUGGACGUUUCCAUGCAGGGGAGGCAGCACUCGGCAGGGCUGGGGAGGUGGUGCGGAGGAGUGGACCUCAUGGGUCAGAGCCAACACCUGAACCACCACCAGUCCUUUGGUUUCAUGGAUUUGAGCACUGCUUCAGUGGAGUGCACGGUCAAUAUGGGAGAGCUCCAUGUGCUGCAGCAGCAGCAGCUGGACCAGGAUCAGCUGCUCCAGAGCCACCACCACCUGCAGCAGUUUGAUGAGCCCUCCACACUGUUCACUGAGCGUUCAGAGGAGGUGGUGCUGCAGCCCUGGGAGGAGAUCAAAGAAGAGGCGCAGGCGAUUCCUCUGACUCUAGAUCAGGGCUUCGGCUUGUGCGAGGGCUUU